GCAUUUUAGAUAGAUUUAAGAUGACUGACUGUAACCCGCAGAAUACUCCAAUGGUUACUAGACAAGCUGAAAAUAGAAGUAAAAGAAGAAAAUUGGAAGAGUUAGAAUCAUCUGAAUGUGAACAACCGUCGAUAACUAGAAAAGCUCCAUACAGAGAGGCAAUUGGAAGUCUUAUGUACUUAGCAAAUGGAACUAGACCAGAUAUUUCUUUUGCUGUACAUUACUUAGCUAGAAAACAAUUAAGUGCUACCGAAGAUGACUGGAAAGAUGUAAAAAGAAUUUUGAGAUAUUUGAAAGAAAAACCUACUGACAGAAAGAAGUAGAGCAGUGGAAGCUGGAAACAAGAAAAUGGAGGGAGUGUUAAGAGUGCAAGAUUUUCUUGUCCAGAUAUUUGAUUACUUAGAUAUUUAUUAUAUUUAAUAUUUGUAUUUGCCGCUCAAGGCGACAACUAAAUCAUUAUUAUUAUUUAUUCUGAGAUAGCGUCGGUCUACAC
Molecule: messenger RNA, 493 nt
Organism: Cotesia glomerata
Lineage: Eukaryota; Metazoa; Arthropoda; Insecta; Hymenoptera; Braconidae
Exons: 2
Coding region: 21-323 (100 amino acids)
Source: RefSeq, a predicted model, not a curated record